AUGCUUAAUCCUUUUGUUUGGCUCACUUUGCUGAGUCUGUCGAUGCUGGUCGGGAGCUUUCUAGCCGGCAGUGUUCCGCUUUCCACAAAACUGUCCGAAGCCAAAUUACGCUAUUUAACUGCACUUGGUGUCGGGCUCUUACUUGGAUCAGCAUUGGUCGUCAUUAUUCCAGAAGGCAUCGAAACACUUUACGACAGUCAACGCCAUCUCUCUAGUGAUUCACACUCAAAACGACAAGAACAUGAUGAAGCAAGCCAUGCUGCAGUAGGAAUCACACUUGUACUUGGAUUCGCAAUGAUGUUUUUGAUUGACCAAGUCAGCUCUCUUCAUGUACACGCUUCUCAUCCAUCAGACGAAUACAAUGAACUUGACACAAUUCCAGAUUCUACGGACCCAAGUAACACCAACUCCAAUCUUUCUGCCCAAACGCGUUCAAUGACCCCCACAAUUGGAUUGAUUGUACACGCCGCGGCAGACGGUAUUGCGCUUGGUGCAUCUGCAACUCAUCCCACCCUGUCAAUGGUUGUAUUUGUUGCUAUUAUGCUCCACAAAGCCCCGGCUGCAUUUGCACUCACUACCGUAUUACUGGGUGAUGGAUUGUCCCGUGACAAGGUCCGAAAACAUUUAUUGAUCUUUUCACUUGCUGCACCUGUCGGUGCGCUCACAACUUAUCUGGCAUUACUUGUACUGCCAACAAAUGCUACUCCUGGUAAUCUCGAUUAUUGGACAGGAAUUCUGCUACUAUUUUCUGGUGGUACUUUUCUCUAUGUUGCUAUGCACGCUCUUCAGGAACUUCAACCUUCAGCGUCAGCCCAUUGUCGACCAUCCGACAAAUUGGGACGAACUCAUAUGGCAACUGUACUGGCUGGCAUGCUAUUGCCAAUUUUUCUAAACAUCAAUCAUGCUCACUAG
Phycomyces blakesleeanus NRRL 1555(-) is the source of this 912-nucleotide messenger RNA. RefSeq lists its product as hypothetical. The transcript has a single exon. The record is from RefSeq and is a predicted model, not a curated record. NCBI's taxonomy places the organism in Eukaryota, Fungi, Mucoromycota, Mucoromycetes, Mucorales, Phycomycetaceae. Gene Ontology annotation, biological process: zinc ion transport; transmembrane transport. Gene Ontology annotation, molecular function: metal ion transmembrane transporter activity. Bases 1 to 912 code for a protein of 303 amino acids. Gene Ontology annotation, cellular component: membrane.